This is a messenger RNA of Daucus carota subsp. sativus, 670 nucleotides long. RefSeq lists its product as uncharacterized. Lineage: Eukaryota; Viridiplantae; Streptophyta; Magnoliopsida; Apiales; Apiaceae. The record is from RefSeq and is a predicted model, not a curated record. The transcript has 3 exons. Bases 157 to 432 code for a protein of 91 amino acids.
GUGUGGACUCUGGAUGGACUUUACUAAGGAAAAUGGGCUGGAGGCCCAUAUGAGGCGAUGGAUAAUUGGAUACGAUACAAUCAGCCUACAGUGAGGUCAGAUCUAUCAAAUUCGUAACCCUUGUGCGAAGAGGAUAACUGGGAAAAGGGAGAUCACAUGGCGUUUAUAAUGGAGUUCGCCGAGAAUCUGGUACUCAAAUUGAUGGAGGAUCCUCGUGAGAGGGAUCGAAAGUUUAGAGAGCAUUUGUACACUCUCAAGGACAAGUGCGCCAAGACUAAAGAGAUGUGGGCCCUUCCUAUUCGCCCUUAUGGUUUCUGGACAUUUGAUAGGCAUAACUCUCAGAUCUUCUGGGAUUCUCAGAUUAGCCAGGUCCCUGGUCGUCGCGAUCCCUAUGAUGAUCUUCUUCAAGAUAAUAGUAACUCCUCCACCUGAUUCCGUAUUAUGUGAUAUGAUGAGAAGUGAAAGAUGAGGAAGACCAAUGGACUGAUACAUGUGAAGUUAAUUGGAUGCUGUUGGAUUUUAUUUUAUUUUUUUUUGGUGCAUGAACUUGUACUUCUGUGUAUUAUAUAAGUUAAUAAUCAUCCAUUAGUGAUUAUACAAUGGCUGUGCUGAAGCUAAAAUCCGUAUUAUGGUUGGAUGUAUACUGUUUAUUGGCAUGCUCUUUCGUGAA